Molecule: messenger RNA, 948 nt
Organism: Trichoplusia ni (cabbage looper)
Lineage: Eukaryota; Metazoa; Arthropoda; Insecta; Lepidoptera; Noctuidae
Exons: 1
Coding region: 1-948 (315 amino acids)
Molecular function (GO): nucleic acid binding; zinc ion binding
Source: RefSeq, a predicted model, not a curated record
AUGUCCAAUAGUCUGAUAUCCAGUAUUCCAAAACUAAAAGGGAGAGAAAAUUAUGAAGAUUGGGCGUUCGCAGUAGAAAACUUUCUCAUUUUGGAAGGAGUUCAACAAUGUAUCAAAUCGGAGGGUGAUACAAAUGAUUUGAAAGCCAAGGCGAAAAUCAUCUUGACGAUUGAUCCGAGCCUAUAUGUGCACAUUAAAAACGAGUUGACUGCCAAAGGAUUAUGGACGAAGUUAAAGAAGUUAUUUGACGACAAUGGUUUCACGCGUCGCAUCGGAUUACUACGUAAUCUCAUAUCUAUUCGUGGUGAAAACUGUGAAUCUAUGUCUCAAUACGUUACUUCAUUACUAGAAACGAGUCAGAGAUUGAAUAAUACAGGUUUCAAGAUAAGUGACGAGUGGAUUGGAUCAUUAUUGUUGGCGGGAUUGUCGAAAAAAUUCGAACCCAUGAUAAUGGCGGUUGAACAUUCAGGAAUCGAAUUGACAGCCGACGCCAUUAAAUCCAAGUUGCUAGACAUGGAGGACGGAAGUGAAGUGCGUUCCGGUUCCACGCAGAAUGCUUUUGCGACGAAACAUAAGAAACAAACGUCAGUGUCAAAUGUCAAAUCAAAUGUUGCUAACGUCAGAUGUUAUAAGUGUAAACAAUUGGGACACUAUAUGAACAAAUGUAGUGAAAAUACUAAUAAUACUCAGAAAAAGAAGGAAUUUAAUGCGUUUAGUGCAGUAUUCCUAAGUGGAAGCUUCAGUCAGACUGACUGGUAUGUCGAUAGUGGGGCUAGUUGCCACUUGACAUCGAAGAAAGAUUGGUUCACGAAAACAUCAAAACAACAAGUGGACAAGAUUGUGAUCGCGGAUAAAUCGGCAAUUCCUGUCCAGGGCUGUGGCGAUAUUCAAAUUACUACAGUUGUUGGAGAUAUCGAGUAUGAGAUUCCAGUAAAGGAAGUAUUGUAG